Globicephala melas (long-finned pilot whale) is the source of this 2426-nucleotide messenger RNA. It is a transcript of the gene TMT1A, whose product is annotated as thiol methyltransferase 1A. Gene Ontology annotation, molecular function: S-adenosylmethionine-dependent methyltransferase activity. NCBI's taxonomy places the organism in Eukaryota, Metazoa, Chordata, Mammalia, Artiodactyla, Delphinidae. The record is from RefSeq and is a predicted model, not a curated record.
UCACGCGAGAACCAGAUAGGCUGUAAGUAUGUUGUGCAUUUAAAACUUCAGCAGGAAACUUGCAGUAGUCUCCAAGCAGGAAUAGAUUUGUAAUAAUGGGUUGUAAUCAGCCUUCCUUCUAAGGAAAAGCUGAGAACCUUCUCAUUUUACCUCAUGAAAAGUAAGCUAUGAGGCAACUUUUGGCAAACAUCUAUUAACUGGGUGAAAUGGGCCUCUCGCCCGAGAUUUUACUGCAGCUGCGUCUCUCCAGCACAACCAGCUCUUUCCUCUGCAGCUGAUUGGCUCUGGAAUGUGGCCAGAAACCUACUUCCUGCAAUUAAAGGAGUCAGGCCUCUAACUGCUGAUCUGUUUUCUUCUCUUCUGAGUGAUGGCGCUGACCAUUUUUAUCCUCCGGCUGGCCGUCUGCAUCCUGGCAUUUCCCGUGUACCUGCUGGACUUCCUGGGCCUGUGGAACUGGAUAUGCAAAAAAUCGCUCCCCUACAUCUUGGCAAGGUUUACUGUGAUGUACAACGAACGGAUGGCGAGCAAGAAGCAGGAGCUCUUCAGCAAUCUACAGGAGUUCGCAGGCCCCUCCGGGAAGCUCUCCCUGCUGGAGCUGGGCUGCGGCACAGGGCCCAACUUCAAGUUCUACCCGCCUGGAUGCCGGGUGACCUGUAUUGAUCCCAACCCCAACUUUGAGAAGUUGUUGAUCAAGAGCAUUGCUGAGAACCGACACCUGCAGUUUGAGCCCUUCCUGGUGGCUGCCGGGGAGGACCUGCACCAGGUGGCCGACGACUCCAUGGAUGUGGUGGUCUGCACACUGGUCCUGUGCUCCGUGAAGAACCAGGAGCGGAUCCUCCAGGAAGUGUGCAGGGUGCUGAGGCCGGGAGGAGCUUUUUAUUUCAUGGAGCAUGUAGCAGCUAAGCCUUCAACCUGGAAUUACUUCUGGCAACAGGUCCUGACUCCUGUCUGGUACCUUCUGUUUGAUGGAUGCAACCUGACCAGAGAGAGCUGGAAGGCCCUGGAGUGGGCCCGCUUCUCCAAGCUGAAGCUGCAGCACUUACAGGCCCCCCUGUCCUGGGAGCUCCUGCGCCCUCACAUCUACGGAUAUGCUGUGAAAUAGAAGUUGAAACCUGAAGGGCUCGAAUAAUUUAAGGUUUGGGUUUUACACUUAAAAUGCUAAUUGGGGGACUUCCCUCAUGGUGCAGUGGUUGAGAGUCUGCCUGUCAAUGUGGGGAACACAGGUUCGAUCCCUGGUCCGGAGGAUCCCGCGUGCCGUGGGGCAACUAAGCCCAUGUGCCACGGCUGUUGAGCCUGUGCUCUGGAGCCCACGAGCCACAACUACUGAGGCCAUGGAUACAACUGCUGAGGCCCGUGUACCUAGAGCCCCUGCUCACCACAGCUAGAGAGGGCCUGCACACAGCAAUGAAGAUGCAACACAGCCAUACACACACACACACACACACACACACACACACACACACACACAACUAAUUGGGAGAAGGGAACCCCCUUUUUAAGGUAAAUUUGAAUUUCAUCACUAAAAGUUUAUGUUAUAACCUAUUUAGCUAUUUUCUAUUGUCUGCCAAAGAAUCAAAAACAAAACAAAACAGCUUUGAACUCUCCCUUAAAGGAAACAAUGGGCUUUCAUAAUUGAAGUCCACCAUUAUCCUCAAACCUUACUUUAUUCAGUAACUUCAAAUUUUUUCUGUCUUAUUUAAAUUAUUACCCAACAGAUUUUAAUUUUACCUUCUCUUUGAGAGGUUGAUGCUAAUUAGCAGUUAAUCACUCAAAAGAAGACUUUGAAGAGGGAGACGUGAAAAGAUCUUUUUCUAUAAAAUUAAUUCAUUUUUUUAUCUUUGGCUGCGUUGGGUCUUCGUUGCUGUGCGUGGGUUUUCUCUAGUUGCAGCACACGGGCUUCUCAUUGUGGUGCCUUCUCUUGUUGCGGAGCACAAGCUCUAGGUACACAGGCUUCAGUAGUUGUGGCUCACAGGCUCUAGAGCACAGGCUCAGUAGUUGUGGCGCACAGGCUUAGUUGCUCCACAGCAUGUGGGAUAUUCCUGGACCAGGGCUCGAAUCCAUGUCCCCUGCAUUGUCAGGUGGAUUCUUAACCACUGCGCCAGCAGGGAAAUUCCAAAAAAAUCUUAAUAAUUCACAAAAUAAAUAAAGAAAUACUGACUAGUUGAAAACUCCAAACCUAAACAGCACAGAUUUUUUUUUUUAAAGAAAUCUGAAUCGGGGCCUCCCUGGUGGCGCAGUGGUUGAGAGUCCGCCUGCCGAUGCAGGGGACGUGGGUUCGUGCCCCGGUCUGGGAAGAUCCCACAUGCUGCGGAGCGGCUGGGCCCGUGAUCCGUGGCCACUGAGCCUGCGCGUCCGGAGCCUGUGCUCCGCUUCGGGAGAGGCCGCAACAGUGAGAGGCCCGCGUACCGCAAAAAAAAAAAAAGAAA